GAGAUUUUACACCACCUUUACAUCAAUCCAGACAAUACACAACCGCCGUCAUGGGUAAGGAAAAGACUCACAUCAACAUCGUCGUCAUCGGCCACGUCGACUCCGGAAAGUCGACCACCACUGGACACUUGAUCUACAAGUGCGGUGGUAUUGACAAGCGUACCAUCGAGAAGUUCGAGAAGGAAGCCGCCGAACUCGGCAAGGGUUCCUUCAAAUACGCAUGGGUGCUCGACAAGCUCAAGGCCGAGCGUGAGCGUGGUAUCACCAUCGAUAUCGCUCUCUGGAAGUUCGAGACGCCUAAGUAUUAUGUCACAGUUAUUGACGCCCCCGGUCACCGUGAUUUCAUCAAGAACAUGAUCACUGGUACCUCCCAGGCUGACUGCGCCAUUCUCAUCAUUGCUGCCGGUACUGGUGAGUUCGAGGCUGGUAUCUCCAAGGAUGGCCAGACUCGUGAGCACGCUCUUCUCGCCUACACUCUCGGUGUUCGACAGAUCAUCGUCGCCAUCAACAAGAUGGACACCACCAAGUGGUCUGAGGACCGUUACAAGGAAAUCGUCAAGGAGACUUCCAACUUCAUCAAGAAGGUCGGAUUCAACCCCAAGCACAUUCCCUUCGUCCCCAUCUCCGGUUUCAACGGUGACAACAUGAUCGACGCCUCCACCAACUGCCCCUGGUACAAGGGUUGGGAGAAGGAGAUCAAGGCCAAGGCCACCGGCAAGACCCUCCUUGAGGCCAUCGAUGCCAUCGAGCCCCCUUCCCGUCCUUCCGACAAGCCCCUCCGUCUUCCCCUCCAGGAUGUUUACAAGAUUGGCGGCAUUGGCACGGUGCCCGUCGGUCGUGUCGAGACUGGUGUGAUCAAGCCCGGUAUGGUCGUCACCUUCGCCCCCGCUGGUGUCACCACUGAAGUCAAGUCCGUCGAGAUGCACCACACCUCUCUUCCCGAGGGUCUCCCCGGUGACAACGUCGGCUUCAACGUCAAGAACGUCUCCGUCAAGGAGAUCCGUCGUGGUAACGUUGCCGGUGACUCCAAGGAUGACCCCCCCAAGGGUGCCGAGUCCUUCAACGCCCAGGUCAUCGUCCUUAACCACCCCGGCCAGGUCGGUGCUGGUUACGCCCCUGUCUUGGAUUGCCACACUGCCCACAUUGCUUGCAAGUUCUCUGAGCUCCUCGAGAAGAUCGAUCGCCGUACUGGCAAGUCUGUUGAGGCUUCCCCCAAGUUCAUCAAGUCCGGUGACGCUGCCAUCGUCAAGAUGAUUCCCUCCAAGCCUAUGUGCGUUGAGUCCUUCACUGACUACCCUCCUCUCGGUCGUUUCGCCGUCCGUGACAUGCGUCAAACCGUCGCUGUCGGUGUCAUCAAGUCUGUCGCCAAGUCCGACAAGGCUGGUAAGGUCACCAAGGCUGCUGCCAAGGCCGGCAAGAAAUAAGCGGUCACACAAAACGUGGCUUUUUUCUUUCUUCACAAAAUUUCUCAGUAAUGGGUUCUGGGGAUGUGGUCGGUUCGGAAAAUCCGUAAUGUUCAUGAUGUAAUGCAUUACGGUCGGGUGAGGAUUAAUGUCCAUGCUCUUCCAUAGACUUCAUAAUGAACUGAAUGAAUCAAAUGGGUGGGCGACUUCAACCUUCGUGUUCGUGAUAAUGUGUUCAUUCGUGAUGAAUAGUGAUGUGUCCAAUGCAUUCUGAAUGUUCCAUUACAUACUGGUGACCAGCCACUUCUAUGUAGUAACGGUACGUGCAAUGCUACCUAUUGCUUUCCGCGUUCCCAUCGGUGGUACCCCUAUUCAUUUUUUAAUUGCCAUUUUUCUACUCAUUCCCCCCAUCAUAUGUGCACUUCGGUGUGAUGCCUGGCAACUUGCCUCCAUCUCGCUCAGCUCCUGGUGCUUCUUGGUGUCGUGUUGUUCGUCGAUAGUGGAUCUGCUAUCGUAGACCUUGUCGUGUGGCUUGCAGUAGUAGUCGCGGUUGUCGAGAGUUGCUUCAGAAUCUUUCCCCUAUUCCGCUCACUGCACGACAAAUCAACCCUCAAAAGUUCUCAAACU
Molecule: messenger RNA, 2030 nt
Organism: Periconia digitata
Lineage: Eukaryota; Fungi; Ascomycota; Dothideomycetes; Pleosporales; Periconiaceae
Source: the annotation of a GenBank genome assembly